CCAACCUCAACCAACAAUUUUGGGUCAAGAGUCCAGAGUCCACCCCAAAUAAACAUUGCAUAUUCUUUGGCUUCACACACACUCAAACCUCAAAACCAAAUGGCAUUGUCAACACUCUUGCACAUCAAACCACCUCCUCCGUUUCCUUCACUAAAAUCCCACCGCUCCUUCUUCCCAAUUCUCCCCCCACCAAUCCCAAUCCCAAUCCAAAACCCUAAACCCAUCAAACACUUCACUAUGCAGAGGCCUCAUGCAUCCACCACUGUGCACAGUGCUGUCUCCGGCGCCUUCACCCUGAUCCGAUCCUCGCCCGCCACGUGGCAGUCGGCAAUCCUCAGCAACCUCCUGAUCUUCGUUCUGGGCUCUCCGAUUUUGGUUUCUGGGCUCUCUCUUACCGGCAUUGCUGCUGCGUUUUUGCUCGGAACUCUCACUUGGCGCGCUUUUGGGCCAUCUGGGUUUCUCUUGGUGGCAACCUACUUCAUCAUUGGCACGGCGGUGACAAAGGUGAGAAUGGCACAAAAGGAGGCUGAGGGGGUAGCUGAGAAGAGAAAAGGAAGGAGAGGCCCAGGCAGCGUUAUUGGAUCCAGUGCUGCUGGUUGCAUUUGCGCUUUUCUCACGAUAUUUCUAGUAGGAGGAAAGGCAUAUUCCCGGCUGUGGCAACUAGGGUUUGUUGCCAGUUUCUGUACUAAGUUGAGUGAUACUGUCUCCAGUGAGGUGGGAAAGGCAUAUGGGAAAACAACGUACUUGGUAACAACAUUGAAGGUAGUUCCAAGGGGAACAGAGGGAGCUGUGAGUCUCGAGGGAACCCUUGCUGGACUUUUGGCAUCUGUUCUUCUUGCAUUUGUUGGUUGUCUCAUGGGUCAGAUAAAUGGACCUGAAGCAAUUAUAUGUGUAAUAGCUUCCCAAAUAGCAAAUGUUGGUGAGAGCAUUAUAGGUGCUGCUCUUCAAGACAAGGAAGGAUUUCGAUGGCUCAACAAUGAUGCUGUGAAUGUCAUAAACAUAUCCAUGGGCAGCAUUUUUGCCGUCUUGAUGCAGCAGGCAUUACUCAAAAACUUAUAUAUGUAAAUUCAUGAAGAUGGAAGAUGCUUCUCCUAGGUGCCACGCUAACACAUAUCAAGUAGGAUGCAUAUAAAACCCCUGGUGACUGAAAACAGACCAUUUUCCUCUACGAGGGAGACAGAUUAUGAGCAUUGCUUCGUCUCUGAAGCAUAUGUGAAGUUCAAGUUCUUUUCCGCCUUCCAAUUUCUGGUUUGACAACUGGUGAAGUCUAACUGGUGAAGUCUAAUUGAGUCGUUGGGUAGUAAGCCCCUUAGAGUUGUAGAUUACCUUUGGUGUUUAUACAAUGUACGUAUAAGGAUGAAGAAAUGGCCAUUUAAAGUUAGAAAGUUAUUUAGAAAAUGUCUUGGUUAUUUUUACUAUUUGUCAUAUACAACAUGUAUAUUCCAUGGAAAUUUAAUUUAACUGAUAAUAAUUUGAUUUUCCUUUGGCUCA
Molecule: messenger RNA, 1491 nt
Organism: Rosa chinensis
Lineage: Eukaryota; Viridiplantae; Streptophyta; Magnoliopsida; Rosales; Rosaceae
Product: protein VTE6, chloroplastic
Exons: 5
Coding region: 100-1065 (321 amino acids)
Cellular component (GO): chloroplast inner membrane
Source: RefSeq, a predicted model, not a curated record